GAAACGGAAGAUAUCAUGAGAAAAUUAUUGAACGUGAGAGAGAGUACGUUCGGAGUGAAGGAUCCUGACACUUUGGCUAGCUAUCAUAGCUUGGGGUCUUUCCUCCUUUCUCUUGAUCGCCCGCGCGAGGCCGAAGAAUAUCUACGGAAAGCAGUACAAGGACGAGAGAUGGUACUCGGCACCACUCAUCCCGAAACUCUUUAUAGUCGCAACAUGCUAUCCACAAUACUGAGUCGCUUAGGGAGUCUCGAAGAUUUUGAAAGCCAAAAGAAAGUAGUCACUGACUUGUGCGCAACCCUUGGAAUCGAGCACCCGUUUGCUCUGAUAACAAUGCGGGCAACUGCACAGAGAUGGGAGGAACAGGAGCGUUACCAAGAUUCUAUUGACUUGUAUCACGAGCUUCUCCAAAUCCAGAGUCAGAUACUGGGCCCUGAUCACGAGGACGUGCUUGGAACGAGACAUGCUUUAGCAUACACCCUGCAACAGUCGGGUGACAACGAGGAGGCCAUUCGUCUUUACCGGGAACUAAUACCUAUCCAGAAGCAGGUGAUUGGGCUCGAAAACUCGAAUACUCUCAUCACUAUGGGCAAUCUAGGCUACACUUUGCAGGCAGAGAAACGCUACGAUGAAUCCAUUGCGAUCCGGACGGAAGUAGUCAAAAUACAGGAAGAGAUCCUCAAGCCGGACGACCCGGACCUCUGCUCAUCGAUUGAGGGCCUAGCGGAUGUUUUAAAAGAGGCAGAGCAUUGCCAGGAAUCUGCAGAUCUUUACCGGCGACUCUGGAAAAUACAAGAAUCUUCUUUGGGGCCUGAACAUGAAGACACUUUGGCUACAAUGGAGAACCUCGGCUGUGUUCUGUACAACGGUCAGCGCUUCGAAGAAGAAAUCACUGUCGAAAAAAAGCUUCUUGAGAUCCGUACGCGAACACUUGGUGAGAAUAACGAGGCCACAUUACAUACGCUCAACAACCUCAGUUCCGGACUGGAAUAUCUGGAAAAGUACGAUGAGGCCUUGACUCACCUCCAGAAAGGGCUUCCGGUUGCUAAAGAGGUCUUGGGUGUAGACCACGUCAUUACACUUGCAAUGACCAACCACAUGGCACUAGUCGAGCAGGACUUGAAGCACUACGAUAAUGCCGAGCGCCUUCACCGGCGGGUGUUGGAGAAACUUGGCGAAGAAAAAAUUCUCACAGACCCGUGGGUUGUCAAGUGCUCCUGGCAUUUGGCCGAGGAAUUGUUCCUCGGGAAGAAAUUUGAAGAAGCGGCCAGCUAUUUUCAGAAAUUGGUCAACGCAUUGCAGACCCUCAAAGGUCCAACAGACCCAGAAACACAAGCUGCAGAAAUCAAGCACUGGCUGGCGGACACACUCUGCAGGCAGCAGAAGUACCCGGAGGCAGAAGAGCUAUUUCGGCAGUUAAUACAAAAACAAGAGAAGGUCCUAGGCAAAGAGCAUAAAGACACACUUAAUAGCAAAUACCGGCUGGGAGAAGCACUAUACAAGCAAUACAAAUAUCCCGAGGCAGAAGAGAUAUGCCGGCAAGUAUUCCAGGACUCAGAGCUGGUGCUGGGUAAGGAAGAUAAGUUGACGGUCUACUCU
This is a messenger RNA of Mytilinidion resinicola, 1596 nucleotides long. Its product is annotated as TPR-like protein. The annotation marks the transcript as partial. Gene Ontology annotation, molecular function: protein binding. The transcript is spliced from 2 exons. The record is from RefSeq and is a predicted model, not a curated record. NCBI's taxonomy places the organism in Eukaryota, Fungi, Ascomycota, Dothideomycetes, Mytilinidiales, Mytilinidiaceae.